Molecule: messenger RNA, 775 nt
Organism: Macadamia integrifolia
Lineage: Eukaryota; Viridiplantae; Streptophyta; Magnoliopsida; Proteales; Proteaceae
Product: histone deacetylase complex subunit SAP18
Exons: 6
Coding region: 84-545 (153 amino acids)
Biological process (GO): negative regulation of DNA-templated transcription
Cellular component (GO): nucleus
Molecular function (GO): transcription corepressor activity; transcription factor binding
Source: RefSeq, a predicted model, not a curated record
GAACAACUGAGGCACAUUCUAGAAGUCCGAACACUGGAAGACGAUCCAGAACAAUAGGGUUGCAGAGGAUAUAGAGAAUAGAGAUGGCGGGAGUCGUGGAAGCUCCAAACAGACCUGCUAGACCCCUUCCCCCUUCUCAGGCCAGAGGCCCUCCACCUCCCGCUCGCCCCCGCUUCGAGCCAGUUGAUCGCGAGAAGACUUGCCCUCUCUUGCUUCGGGUUUUCACUAAGGUUGGAGGUCAUCAUACUAAGGAAGAUUUUGCCGUGAGGGGCAAGGAGCCCAAGGAUGAGGUCCAAAUAUAUACAUGGAAAGAUGCUACUCUUCGCGAGUUAACUGAUCUGGUGAAAGAGGUUGCUCCUGCAGCACGAAGAAGAGAUGCAAAACUAUCAUUCGCAUUUGUAUAUCCUGAUAAAAAUGGUCGUAAUGUGGUGAAACCGGUUGGGAUGACACAUUCUUAUGGAAACGGGAGGCGACAAGAUGACAGCAAAACACUGGCUGAACUUUUCUUCCAGAUUGGUGACUACUUGGAUGUGGCGAUCCUGUAGAGGAAAAAGUUUGUGCUGUUGUGGAGCGGUGCUGAUGUUAUUGAUGUAACAGCAAUCUCUUGCAACUCCAGAUGAUCCUCAAUGGUUGCUGUCAUGGAGAUUAGUUUAUUUUCAACUAGGAUUGGCAACUGUCAGCAUAUGCAUUAUAAGUUAUAACAAUGUACUAUGGGAUCCGUUGCUUAAUAUUGAGUGUGAUGCAAAAAUGGAAAAUGUAGUUGUUUUCGGUGUAA